Molecule: messenger RNA, 4430 nt
Organism: Hemibagrus wyckioides
Lineage: Eukaryota; Metazoa; Chordata; Actinopteri; Siluriformes; Bagridae
Gene: mthfd1a
Product: methylenetetrahydrofolate dehydrogenase (NADP+ dependent) 1a, methenyltetrahydrofolate cyclohydrolase, formyltetrahydrofolate synthetase
Exons: 29
Coding region: 402-3107 (901 amino acids)
Biological process (GO): tetrahydrofolate interconversion
Cellular component (GO): cytosol
Molecular function (GO): formate-tetrahydrofolate ligase activity; ATP binding; methenyltetrahydrofolate cyclohydrolase activity
Source: RefSeq, a predicted model, not a curated record
CUUGUUUUCCCUGAAAACCCAAAGCUCACUGCAGCAGAUAAAGAAAUAAAACUUAAAAAAACUAAAACAGCUCCUGUGAUUGGCCGAGAGCAAAUUAAAACAGGCUCUGUGAUUGGCUGAGAGGGAGCCGAGCCGUAUCGCUUCCUUCAUGUCAGCAAUAGAACCUCUCUGGUUGUUCCUGUAAACUUCUUCGAACUCAACCAUGAGGCUCUCCCCGGACGUCCACAGUGAGGUGUCAUGACCUAGAAAAAGCCGGAGAGAUAAGAUUUGGAGUGAGGAUGAGAUGAGAGGAGCGGAAUGUUGAUAUAUUUCUGUAUAGAUGUGCAACACUGAGGCAGUGAAUAAACACUACCUAGCAUGUUUGCUGUAAUCGCGACACAUCUCCGAGGCAGAGCCGUGAAAUGCUGGACGAGUCGACGGUCCGUAGCUACUGUCAUCUCCGGCAACAAGAUCUCACACAUCCGUGGUCGAUAUCAUGCAGACAUGUGACGGAGCGUCUGAAGAAGGACGUAGCAGAGAUGAACCUCCAGCGUCCAGGCUUUAGACCAGGCCUGGUGGUGCUACAAGUUGGAGACAGAGAUGACUCGAAUCUUUACAUCAGUAUGAAGUUAAAGGCAGCAGCCAGGAUUGGAAUUAAUGCCAACCACAUCAGGCUUCCCAACACUGCUACAGAAGGCGAGGUGCUGCAGAGCAUCACAAUGUUUAACGAGAACCCUGAUGUUCACGGACUCAUCGUCCAGCUUCCUCUGGACUCUGUCCAUCCCAUAAACACUGAAAAAGUGACCAAUUCUGUGGAUCCAGACAAGGACGUGGACGGUCUUUGCAGUGUGAAUGCAGGGAAACUGGCUCGAGGUGAUCUGCACAGCUGCUUCAUCCCCUGCACUCCCAGCGGCUGCAUGGAGCUUCUCAAACACACGGGUGUGUCCGUCGCGGGUAAGAAUGCGCUGGUGAUCGGACGCAGUAAAAUCGUCGGCGCUCCCAUGCAUGACCUCCUCAUGUGGAACCACGCCACUGUCACCUGCUGUCACUCCAAAACUCUGGACCUUCCAGCAGAGGUGAAGAAAGCGGACAUCCUGGUGGUGGGAGUCGGGAAAGCCGAGAUGCUGAAAGGAGACUGGAUUAAAGAGGGCGCUGUGGUCAUCGACGUCGGCAUUAAUUAUAUCCCAGACAGCAGCAGACCCUCCGGCAUGCGGGUGGUGGGAGAUGUUCACUAUCCAUCGGCGAAGGAGCGGGCGGGGUUCAUCACUCCGGUUCCUGGAGGAGUCGGACCCAUGACUGUAGCCAUGCUGAUGGAGAACACAGUAAAGAGUGCUGCGAGGUUUCUGCAGACGUUCAGCCCUGGGAAGUGGAACUUGAUGUACACCCCGCUGAAACCACAGAAACCUCAACCAAGUGAUGCCCAGAUCUCUCAGUGUGCUGCACAGAAGCCCGUUCAUCAGCUGGCUAAGGAAAUUGGGCUGUUCUCCAAGGAGAUGGAGCCGUACCACAGGAGGAGGCUGAAGGUGAGACUGGACGUCCUGAAACGACUGGACAAACAGCCUGAUGGGAAAUAUGUGGCAGUCACUGGAAUAACGUCCACUCCGCUAAGCGAAGGCCGCCGCACCGUGGCUCUGGGGCUAGCUCAAGCUUUAGGGGGACAUUUAAAGGUCAAUGCCUUCGCCUGUGUUAGACAGCCGUCUCUACAGCACUGUUUAGCAGGAGCUGUUGCUGGAGGCGGAUAUUCCCAGGUCUCCAUGAAGGAGACAGGUUUCCAGUCCACAGGAGACUCCGAGGCUCUUUCAGCAUCCAGUAGCCUCAUCACAGACACCAUCACAGCUUACUGUCAUUACCAGGCCAAGCUCUCUGACCAGGCUCUAUUUGACCUCUUGGUUCCAGUCAGAGAUGAACAUCGGUCCUUCUCAUCAUCCCAGCUCAAAAGGCUUCAGAGACUCGGUGUUGAGAAGUCUGACCCCUCGUCCCUGACCCGAGAUGAGAUUAGACGCUUGGUCUGGUUGGACAUUAAUCCAGACGUGAGGACGGUACAAGACCGAGAGUCUCUGGACGCUGAGCUGAUGGCCAUCGUCUCUCUGAGCAGGAGUGUAGAGGACCUGCAGGACAGACUGGCUCGGAUGGUGGUGGCUAACAACACGUCUGGAGAGCCGAUAACCGCCGAGGACCUGGGUGUUAGCAGUCUCGUAGGUCUGCUGUUGAAGGAAUCCCUGAAGCCGUGUUUGAUGCAGACCCUGGAGGGAACUCCUGUCUUUCUUCACUUCAGUCCAUUAGCUGAUGUCGCUUGGGGCAGUCCUUCCAUCAUGGCAGAUCGAAUGGCUCUGAAAUUGGUUGGGCCUCAGGGUUUUGUGGUCAGCGAGACACCUCACUGUGAGAACUUCUUCAGCAUCACGUGUCGGUCCUCAGGCCUGAGACCCCACGUGCUGGUGAUGGUGACGUCCGUACGAGCCCUGAAGACGUGCGGCGGUGGUGCUGGUGGUCCGCCGCUCACAGCCGGAUUUCCUUUACAUGAAGAAUGCUUGAAGCAGAACCUGGAGCUGCUGGAGAAAGGCUGCGUUCAUCUGAAGAGGAGAUUAGAGACGGCCAGGGCGUACGGAGUACCUGUGGUGGUGGCUGUGAACACCUUCAGGUGUGACACCGAGGCUGAGGUGGAGGUGGUGUGUGAGCAGGCGAGGAGGUUCGGAGCGCUCGAGGCAGUGAAGUGCAGCAGCUGGUCUGAAGGGGGCGCUGGAGCACUGGAGCUCGCACACUGCGUUCAGAGAGCGGCCGAGAUCCAGAGCACACUGCACUUCCCCUACCAGCUGCAGAUGUCUGUAAUUGAUAAAUUGAGAAGAGAAGCCCAGCAGAUGUUUGGUGCUGAAGAUGUGGAGCUUUCAGCUGAAGCUAAAGAGAAGCUUGAACUUUAUAGAAAGCAGGGUUUUGGACAUUACCCAGUGUGCAUCACUGAGAGCCACAUAUGUAUGAGGAAUGAAGCUGAAGUGAAGGUGCUGCCGAUUUCAGAUGUCCAGGCCUACGCAGGAGCAGGAUUUCUUUGCUUUGUGGCAAAUAUGAAAAACUGUCAUGAAGAUCCGACAUGGCCACGUUUGCUUGUGGACAGUCACCUUCAGAGAAACUUCUAGUAGCUCCAGUGUUUUAGGAUCGAGUUCCAUCACUGGAGGAAAUGAGCUCACGUUCCGAGAAGGUUCGGGGGGAAAAAAUGCAUUUUUCUUUAACUGUAACUUCUGCGAGUUACUCGACCCGUCCAUCAGGAGAAGCAGCUGCAGCUCGGUGUGUGUGUGUGUGUGUGUGUGUGUGGUUUAGUAAUAUGACUAAAGCACAGUGAACACAUCCAGCUAUGAUGUAUUCAGCCAUGUGAUUUUACUAUUCCACCCAAACACACGCGUAUUUUCUUUAUUUAUAAUUCAGCACUUUUCUACUCUCAGAUGUUGUUAAUUUAUUAAUUAUCUUCAUUUGUCUUGAAGCUACUUUCUUUCCACCAAUGGAGUCUUUAAUCCACAAUCUUUUCCUUUCAACUUGUUCUGUAACACAGCUCUAAUGCAUGAGUAUGAUGUUUACACACGACUUUUAUCAUUUAUAUGCACUUGUAUACAUUGUGCUUUGUACAUAUCGGUGUAUCAAACACACCCUAAGAAGUGUUCUUUCACAUUUAGGAAGAAUCAGACAUUUAUAAAAAAAAAAAUUAAAACAUUUAUAAACAAACAAACAUUAUAAUUCUGAUUUAACCGAUUAAAUGUAUUGUCAUUUUUUUUUUUUCAGUAAAUUUUUUUAUUUGAUUUUUUAAAAUUAAUUUUAUUUUUUUAUUUUCAAUUUAAAAAAAUCUUAAUUAAUUUUUUCAACAUUUUUUAUUUUAAAUUUAAAUUUUAAAUUAAUUUUUUCAACAUCUUUUUUAUUUUAAAUUAAAUUUUUUUAUUUAUUAAAAAAAUAAUAAUUUCUUACAUCACUACCCUAUGGUUUUAUAUCAGAUACAGGAGUUUUAUCCAGUGGUUUAAUCCCAGACAUAUACAGUAUGUAAUUUGUCUCCACUGUGAUUUGAAUGCUUUUGAUUUCUGAUUGGUCAGAAAAUGUUGAUUCGAUUUCCUUCACUGCAGGUUCACAUGAAUGCGCUUGUGGUUGUUCUCGUUUCUAUAGUAACGGCUUGUUCACAGGGACCCGAGUCCUUAAACAGUUCAUAUGAAACGUUCUCUUACAGUCAGGAAACGUUUUCAGGAAAAAGGUGUUUAUGCGUUUUUGCGGUUUCUCUUUGAUAAGCUUUCUUUGUUGUGUUGUUUUGUUUGUUUUUGUCUUAUUCACUUGGAGAUAGUGGAAAUAAACAAGAAGCUGGUGAGGGGACGACUGUUUAUAGCCCCUAUAACGUGAGUGAAAAUCAACUUAAAUGUAACUAUAAAUGGUUAAAAAGUAUAAUAUGUUGCUUUUAUAAAUAAUAAAUAAAAUAUUGUAACCAU